This is a messenger RNA of Centropristis striata (black sea bass), 3403 nucleotides long. RefSeq names its product amine oxidase copper containing 2 (gene aoc2). The record is from RefSeq and is a predicted model, not a curated record. Gene Ontology annotation, biological process: amine metabolic process. The transcript is spliced from 5 exons. NCBI's taxonomy places the organism in Eukaryota, Metazoa, Chordata, Actinopteri, Perciformes, Serranidae. Gene Ontology annotation, cellular component: plasma membrane. The coding region runs from base 30 to 2309 and encodes 759 amino acids. Gene Ontology annotation, molecular function: quinone binding; primary methylamine oxidase activity; copper ion binding.
UCUCCUCCCUUUCUCACAGCCCGUGCGUAAUGGUAGAGCGGAGGAUGAACUCUUUAGUGAAAUGGGCGCUCAUCCUCUUUGUCCUCGUCUCCAUCAUUCUCAACAUCGUCCUGAUCGGCAUCCACUCCAGCAGGGCACCCAAAUGUGCCGCUCAGCGCGUCCACCCGCUGAAGCGCGAACACGACGAGCGCAGCCUCGUGUUCGCUGACCUCACCCAGGAGGAGUACUUGCAGGUCCAGCAGUUCAUGGUCAAGCAGACGGGUUUGGACAUAUCCACCAGCCAGAUCACCAAGCCAUCGGAAAACUUUUUGUUUUUAAUAGACCUUUCUCUGCCUAAGAAAGCGGCAGCGCUGGCUUACUUGGACGGGAAAGGCGCCAGGCCGAAAAGAGAGGCGACCGCGGUGGUCUUCCACGGCGCCCUUGGUAAAAUUAAAGAGUACGUAGUUGGACCUCUUCCCAACCCGACGACCUACAGAGAUGUCACCAAGGAAAGGUACAACACGGAGCUGCCUAUCACGGCGCGCGCGGUCACCAUCGGGGAAUACCACUUGCUUUUCGAAUUUUUGGGUAAGGUCUACGCUAAGCUGGAUAAGCUCUUGAAGGAGAGUUUCCACGCAGAUGCCGCCAACGGGCUAAACGCGUUCGAGCAGAUGCCCCGCGGAGUCCGAUCUGGGGACAGAAAGACUUGGAUAUCUAUGUUCAGGGACAUGAGCGGCAUGUACAUCCACCCGGUGGGCUUUGAGGUGAUGGUCAACCACGAGAGCGUAAACGCGUCCAACUGGAAAGUGGAGCGGCUGCUUUAUAACGGCCAAUACUUCGACACCGUAGAAGAGCUUAAACAGAGGUAUGAAGCGGGGACUAUUAAGAAAAUAGUUUACAAGGUGCCGGAAGACUAUGGCUCGCUGAAACCGAAGGUCAAGCCUCUGCAGGUGGGCCCGCAGCUGUUUUACGCAGAGGGGAAGCGCUACAGCAUCAGCAAGAACCAAGUCCUGUAUCUGGACUGGAGCUUCGCCUUCGGGCUCAGCUCCGUCACGGGCAUGAGGGUUUUUGAUGUGCAUUUCAAAGAUGAGAGGAUAGUGUACGAGCUGAGCGUGCAGGAGGCCAUGUCGGUGUACGGUUCGGUGACUCCGGGUAUGAUGAUGACCAAGUUUCUGGACGCAAGCAUCGGGAUAGGGCGCUUCGCACACGAACUGGUCCGUGGCGUGGAUUGCCCCCACGAAGCCACCUUUGUGGACACAUACCGCUACAUCGAUGUCCCACUCCCGGUUAGAUUUAGAAAUUCAAUCUGCAUCUUUGAGCACAACAUGGGUCAGCCCCUGCGGAGGCACUUCUCUGACUUUUUCCACAACAGUUACGGUGGGAUGGUGAACAGCGCGCUGGUGUUCAGAACCAUCACGGCCAUAGGAAACUACGACUACAUGUGGGACUUCAUCUUCUACCAGAGCGGCUCUGUGGAGGCUAAGGUGCACGCCACCGGUUACAUCUCUUCUUCUUACCUGGUGGAUGGUAAUCUGAAAUACGGACACCAGGUGGCGGACAAGGUGCUGGGGAACAUCCACACUCACUUUAUUAAUUUCAAGGUGGACCUGGAUGUGUCGGGAGUGAAGAAUUUCUUCCAAACGAAAGACAUGGAAUAUGUCAAUGUGUCGCUGCCCUGGAUGCCUGGACGCUAUGCUACUGUUCCUCAGCUGGUGGAGAAGCAACUCAAAACAGAAAAGGAGGCAGCUCUGCGUUACGACACCAAGACUCCUCGCUACCUCCACAUCGCCAGCAACAAGACCAACCGAUGGGGACACCAGCGCUCCUACAGGCUGCAGGUGUUCAGCUUCACCGGAGACCAUCUUCCAGAGAGCCAGGCCGAAGAGAGGGCAAUGUCCUGGGCCAGGUAUAAGGUCGCCAUCACUAAGCAUAAGGACUCAGAACAGACCAGCUGCGGUCUGUACAAUCAGAACGACAUGUGGACUCCAGCUGUUGACUUCAGCAAGUACAUUGAAGACAACGAAAGCAUUGAAGACGAGGACCUUGUUGCCUGGGUGACCACCGGCUUCCUCCACAUCCCCCACGCUGAGGACAUCCCCAACACAGUAACCGUGGGCAACGGGGGCGGGGUCCUGCUGCGACCCCACAACUACUUUGAUGGAGACCCAUCCAUCCAUUCUGCUGAUGGGGUGUACAUUAGCCCGGGCAGAGAGGACAGCUGUGAAGACAACAGGAUGGCCUGCCUUGCUCAAGAGACCUGCAGCCCCGUCUUUGAAUCCUUCACCUACAAUGGCUUCGAAGGAGUCAUGAAGUUUGAGGACUGGGUCUGAUUUAUUGUGUUAGCCCUACAGAAUUCAGAGAUAUGCUUGAGUUUGUAUGUUUAUCCAUCAAAAAGCUUGUGUCAAUGUUAACAUGUUUGUAGAAGCCAUUUGGGCCGAGCUGCACCGGGCGAGAAACUGAGUAAAGGAAUAUUUUUUUAAUAUUUUGAAAAAUAUGUGAACCUGAUUUGCUUCCAAAAGUGUGUGGAGAUGAUCAAUACCACUCUCAUAUUUUUCUGUUAAUUUCAGAGCUGGAGUCAGGAUGUGGUUAGCGUAGCUUAGCAUAAAGACUAAAACCAGCUAGCCUGGCCCAAAGUUUAAAAAAAACCCUCCAAAACACAUCAUUUACCAUGCCAUCUCUCAUGUAUUUAUUCUGUACACACAAAAAAAUUAACAAUAUAAUAAGUGAGAUUUAUAUGUGGUGGUAGGUAUAUAUUUUUUUAACUUUGGAAGGAGCUGUUUCUGGCUGUAGAUUCAUGUGUCUUUUUGGUAUUGUCACCAAAGUAAUUGGUUUUUCUAUGGUCAUAGUUUUACUUUAGUAAUUCCAUGCACUUGUUAUCAUUAGAGUUAUAGGUUAUUUUGCCAACACUAAAUUUCACAUUGGAUUAUUUUACAAACAAAACUAUUCACUGCAAGCUGAUAUUUUAUUUGUGAUCUAUGGAUUGAGAUUUGGCAAGAAAAUAGGCUAUUACCUUACAUCCUUGUUAUAACUUAACUUUUGCUUCUCAUCACUUUUGCUUUUUGCUUUUAUCACUGGAGUCUAAAUGUAUCUGAUUGUCAUUGGGAUUGACACAUUUUUUUGUUUCUUUGGUUUUGUGUUUCACUUAUGACUCAAUGUAAUAUAAACUGUGAUAUAGAAACUGACACUGUAAAGUCAGCUGUGUGUAAAAGCGUGCACUGACACUAUGAUGAUCCAGUCCAAAGCAGGAUCACUCUCUGAUGUGGCUCGGGGCGGGGACUACUGAAUAUCUAACUGUUGUCUGAUUCUUUUUGUAUAAUUUUUCUACAUUGCAGCAUUCUGAGAAAUGUUGAAAGUAAAGGUUUAAUAAGGCUCCAGCUUGUAUGAAAAAGUUAAUCCUCAGUUGAACUAAAAUGUUCAAAAAAGU